AACACGUGGCACUGGGUAAAGACGAGCGAAGAAGGGAUCAAAGAGUAGAACAGACCGGGUUUCUUCGCGUGGUCUUCGGACGAAGACCGAACGAAUCAAUUUGACGGAGACGGAGAAUGGAACAGAAAGAAUGAACAAGGGAGAAACAUGGGAAUUGCGGCGCAAAGGGAGGGAGGGGAAGAGAGAGAGAGAGAGAGAGAGAGAGAGAACUCGACGGUGCGGAACGCGUAGCUGACAAAGAGAGGCCGGAGUGGAAUAGUUAAAUGAGCAAGAGUGGGGUUGGGAGAGGAGAGCGAGAGCACGGGGGGACAUAUACUACGAGUCCACGCGUUCUAUAGUAAAUCGACUAUAGUACUAUGAGUCAGUCACACCCACAAGCUGGUUGUGGGUUCAAGACCCUCGUUGCGCGCUCGUACACACUGUACACGCUCUUGCGCGCGCGCUCACGCGAGGUCACGCGGGUACGGACACGGUCGAGAAUCUAUUGGCCUUGCUACAACAGAUCGUGAGGAUGAUCCUUAGAUCCGAUAAAAUCAUCGAAAUUUACCGACUGGACGUUUCUAAGGGCAAUAAUACCAGAGCGACGUCAGGUGAAUGUUGGAUACGGAGAGUAGACACGGUACUGGGCUGGUUCAGGGACCGACGAGGGACCCUUGGCUCACCAUGGAUUACUAUCUCGGUACGGACAGUCUAUCCCUGCAAGAGAUGCUUGACGUCGACAUCAAAUGCGAAAUCGAAGGUGUCAUCGGCGGUCACACGGAGCUGGGCUUCAAUAUCACCGACAUGUCCAGCUUAGAAAUGGACGACGAUCCUAUUGGAUGUCACAACGACAUCAGUGGAUGGUUUGGUCCCACUAGUUUGCUCAAUGGGAACAGCAACAGUUCAAAUAGCAAUUUUAAUCUUGAUCUCAACGGAAGCGACGCGGCCUCUAUCAUGGUGAAUCCCAACUCGGUGAUGCCUCACAUAGCGGUUCGAAGUCCUACGCCGAACAACGGUAGGAGACACUUUUCAUUUUCGCCGAAGAAAGACGCGAAGGGGAAGAUCGACGUCGAGGAGGAAGCCGAGAACGAGGGCAGCAGUUACACGGAGAACGAGAACGAGAACGAGAACGAGAACGAGAAUGAGAACGAGAAUGAAAAUGAGAACGAAAAUGAGAACGACAACGAGAACGAGCAGGAGAACGAGAUCGAGAACGACUCCGAGACGGAACAGUACGAGAACGAUAUCACUGAAACAGAGGAGGAGUCCGAGGAUGAGCAGCAGGAAGUCUCGAAGUCAAUACCUCCGUCCAGUUUGAAAACAAUCUCGAUAUCCGUUGCUAAAGCGGUCUCCCCUCAAUACACGAAGGCGCAGACCAUCCCGAAGAUGAACGACAUGCCCGGCAUCAGGAUUCAGAAUUUCAAAGUGUUGCAGAGCCCCAAUCAGACGCCUCAGCACGUGCGCAAGCAGAUUUACAACAACAACGUGCACAUCAAUCCGGGAGCGACCGCCGUCACUGCGGUGAAAAGAGAGAAGGAGUUCGAUCUGUCGGACUACGAUGACAAGCCCUACCCUAAACCGGCUUAUUCUUACUCCUGUCUGAUAGCGAUGGCGUUGAAAAACAGCCAAACGGGCUCUUUGCCCGUCUCUGAGAUCUAUAAUUUUAUGUGCGAACAUUUUCCAUACUUUAAAACUGCGCCGAACGGCUGGAAGAAUUCAGUCAGGCACAAUUUAUCGUUGAACAAGUGUUUCGAGAAAAUUGAAAAGCCAGCUGGCAAUGGGAACCAGAGGAAAGGCUGUUUGUGGGCUAUUAAUCCUGCCAAGAUAGCAAAAAUGGACGAGGAGGUGCAGAAAUGGUCUAGAAAGGAUCCUCUAGCUAUUAAAAAAGCAAUGAUAUAUCCAGACCACUUGGAACUGCUUGAAAGGGGUGAAAUGAAGUACGCAGGCAACGGCGACGUGUCUGAAGAAACGGAGAGUUCUGGCGACGAGGCGGUCGAAGAAAGCACGGCGUACGAGGAAUCUAUUCACGGUCAUAUAACUGCAAAUUCGGUGACAGAUAGUUACGACGAGAGUAGCCAAGAUUGUGAUGUAGAUAUUCACGAGCAUCUUUAUGACGAAAUUGACAUCGAGGACAAUAAGGAGGCGUUGCACAUGCAUCUAAAUAUUUCGAAGCAAGAACCGUUCGAAUACGAGCUGAGUUCCAAUACGAAAAGGCAAAAGACAUUAACCGGUGCGAUCCAAGGGAAUUACGUGUAUCAACCAGUGGCUACUACGCGAAGAAAAGCACCUGUUCUUGUACGAGCCGGAACGGGGAACAGCUCAUUUCUUAAGAUCGAUUAAACUUGGGUUUAUCGUCUAAUUAUAAAUCGCUAAUUUUAUACGUAUCCAUGUAGAUACAUAUACAAUCGUCAAGUACAACAUUUCAGGAAAAUAGUUGAUACGCAAGAAAUAUUCCGAUCUCCUAGUCUAUUCUUUCUUUUCUUUCAUGUUCAUUUUCUUAAUACGAUCAGUAAUCCUACUAUUCUAUUCUCCAUUUCAUUUACUUGUAAAAUGCGAGUUUCUGUCAUAUAACAGAAUAUUAGGAUUAAGCGACGAUACACAGAGGACUUUCGUAUUAUACACAAUACUAAGAGAAUUGUCGAGAAGCGCUUUGAGAAGAAUUUAUUGCGUAAGUUACACCUUUUUCUAUUUUUCUAUAAUACUCGACUGCUAUAAUUAUGCAACCAAUUGUAAUUUUUCACGCGAGAACGCGUCGCUUCUGGAUGAUUAUCUAGUUCGAUAACAUGCGAGUCUUCUGAGAAGAAAUAAAUGAACGCUAAAUGUAUUAGUUUUAAAAAGUAAUGCUAUUGUGUCAUUGAUUUUUCAUUCAAUUUACUAAUUGUAUAUUUAUUUAUAUACUUGAUUUGUUUCACGUGAUUCCAUCCCAUAAUUUUUGGGUAGCAAUUUGGUAGUUUUUUUGUCUUUCGAUUUCUUCUACGAAUCUUCUGGAAAGAAAGAAGGAAUAUUUUUGUAUCAAAUAUUUUCUAUUGACGGUGGUCAAACGACUAUUAUAUUCAUCACAAUCGUAAAUGGAUUUGAAUCAUUCAGUUUUUUUUUUUUCUUUUUUUUAAUCAACAUGCAAAAUAGAUUCAAAUGUAUCCAGUUUCCUUCAAUUUUUUUACGUAUGAUUGAUGUGUAGCUGCUACGUAAUUCAUGUUGCUGCUGCAAGACAUAGAGACGGAGAAAAAGAAAAAAAAAAUAAGUGUAAUACGUUAGGGGUAAUAAUGUAGAUCGAUAAGUAUUUUGGUCAGCGAAUGGCCAGACUGAUGUAUUAUACUUUUUUAUACAUUGCAGGAUUAAGUAAUAAUUGUAAAUUUCUACGCAAUUGUAUACCUGACAAAUAUGAAGUUACUUAGAUUCGCAUAACCAGGUAGAGUACAAAGCGAGCUAUAGGAGAAAAUCUGAAUUUGUAAAAUUUUGUAGUAUAUGUAGAAACUUGGGAAUCGUACGUAUACCUGAGUUAUUAUUAGUAUCUUAAGUUUUCAAUUUCUUUCAUUUCGUUCUUCAUUGCUUCUUUAGUAUUUUUUCUUUUUUUUUUCUUUUUUCUUUUUUUUUUUAAAUUUAAUUUAAGCAUAGUACUGAAACGUUCCUCGAUAUUCAGUUUUAGGCCAGUGGAACUAGGUAACUUUCACGUCGAGAAUGUAAUUAUUUUUUUAAGCAAUGACUAUAUGUAUAUUUUUUAGUCGUUCGUCACGAGAAUAAAAGGAAAAAAGGGACAAUUCACUUAAAUCUGCUUUUUGUACGUUUUAAGAUACAAAACAUAUUCCCAAUAUUGUUUUAAAUGCUGCGGCGUAAAUUACUAAACUGAAACUGUGUCACUAUGAAAACACAUCGGAGAAAAUUGUUAUUAAAAAUAAUCGGCAAUGCAUACGUAAUUGUGCGUAAUGUCUCAAUUCACUUAAAUUGCGAAUUUUAAUGUACCAUUGUACCAAUAUCUAAUUAUACGAGAAGAAUCUGA
Messenger RNA from Frieseomelitta varia, 3976 nucleotides. RefSeq lists its product as uncharacterized. Gene Ontology annotation, biological process: regulation of transcription by RNA polymerase II. The transcript has 4 exons. The record is from RefSeq and is a predicted model, not a curated record. NCBI's taxonomy places the organism in Eukaryota, Metazoa, Arthropoda, Insecta, Hymenoptera, Apidae. The coding region runs from base 595 to 2319 and encodes 574 amino acids. Gene Ontology annotation, molecular function: DNA-binding transcription factor activity, RNA polymerase II-specific; transcription cis-regulatory region binding.